This is a messenger RNA of Protopolystoma xenopodis, 318 nucleotides long. The record is from the annotation of a GenBank genome assembly. NCBI's taxonomy places the organism in Eukaryota, Metazoa, Platyhelminthes, Monogenea, Polystomatidea, Polystomatidae.
AUGCGUCAUUUUCUAAGGACCACCCUUGUCGAUCGAUCGGCUGAAGAGCGCAAUCUUAUUCUAGAGCCAAUUUUAGAGUUAAAUCCAUGCCAUGACUUGGUUAUCCAUUUACAUAAAGUUAUUGCAAAGAGUCCCUCCAGAGAUCCCGGUGCUUCUAAUGAAAUUGCUGUGGCGGAGAGCCUUUUGGAACAUCUAUUAGAAAAUGGAUUGGCUCAAGCUGGACUCCUAGAUGAUCUUCGGAAUCUAUCUUCAAAAUCAAUUAACAUCAUUACUCAAAUGGUUAGGUUGCUAAAUCAAGAAAAAAUUUGUACAUCUUAA